Messenger RNA from Octopus sinensis (East Asian common octopus), 453 nucleotides. RefSeq lists its product as uncharacterized. The record is from RefSeq and is a predicted model, not a curated record. The coding region runs from base 1 to 453 and encodes 150 amino acids. The transcript has a single exon. Lineage: Eukaryota; Metazoa; Mollusca; Cephalopoda; Octopoda; Octopodidae.
AUGCACGAUUUAAGAGCACUCCUGAAUAAUUUGUUAAUAAAAGAUGUUAAGUUGAACUGGUCGGACAAAUACCAAAAAGCUUUUGAAGAAAUUAAAGACGUUUUAAUGUCGGAAUUGUUAUCACAUUUUGACCCAAAUUUAGAAAUAAUAGUGGUAGCAGAUGUUAGUGAAAGUGGUAUUGGACCUGUGAUUUUACCCAAAUAUGAAGGUGGUAGCCUGAAAGCAGUAGCUCAUACUUUGCGUUCAUUAUUGCCGGUUGAGAAAAGUUACAGUCAAAUAGAAAAAGGGGCAUUAGCCAUCAUAUUUGCAGGAAAAAUUUUCAUAAAUUUAGACAUGGAAGAUGGUUCCGUCUGCAGACAAACCACCUCCCAUUAUUGUCGAUCUAUGCAUCAAAAAAGUGUAUCCCUACACAUACAGCCAAAAGAUUGCAGCGCUGGGGAACGAUCCUACUAA